Mercurialis annua (annual mercury) is the source of this 3698-nucleotide messenger RNA. Its product is annotated as dual specificity protein phosphatase PHS1. The record is from RefSeq and is a predicted model, not a curated record. Gene Ontology annotation, molecular function: protein tyrosine/serine/threonine phosphatase activity. Gene Ontology annotation, biological process: cortical microtubule organization; protein dephosphorylation; response to abscisic acid. Bases 228 to 3023 code for a protein of 931 amino acids. The transcript is spliced from 11 exons. NCBI's taxonomy places the organism in Eukaryota, Viridiplantae, Streptophyta, Magnoliopsida, Malpighiales, Euphorbiaceae.
GACGACGAUGAGCAAAGUUUGCAUCAGAUCAGAGUUCAGACAGAGACUAGUUAAGUAAAAUAAUGGUGGAAGUGAGUGUAGAUUGCAGUACAAGAACUCAUUCUUCUUCUUCUUCUUCCCCGCUCUUCAUUUUUCAUUUUUUAAAAUAAAAGUCCGCCACCCAAAAAUAGAAAACCAAUUUUUUUGAUAAAAUAUUAAAACUUGAAAACAACCCAAACCAAAAAAUAAUGGAAUUGCAGCAAAAAGAAAGCUCUGUAGCAAUCAUCAACAACAGCAUACAGGAGAAAGAAGAAGAAAGGGAAGUGGAAUUGGUGGCUGAAGAACCUGACGCUCCUUUGCCUCUCACGGUCACGUCCCGGGUAUUGUAUAUGUUGGGAGAUAUAACGGCAGGUCCAGCAUAUCGAUUUUCGCAAUGGCUGGAAUCGGUUCGUAAGAGAAGCUCCAAAUAUCCCGCCUCUGGUUUUCCUCGCCGCCCUCAUGGGCUUGACACCAUGCCCUCCGCUAGUACAGGAGAACUGCUUGUUGAUUCAAAAAGUGAUCCACCGACUGAACAAGCUCCUGAGAUCUGUUUGUGGGACAGGCUCGGUAAAGUGGCUGCUUUGGACAUUGAAUCGAACUCAUUUUCCUGGAACAUGCUCUCCUCGCUCCAUCAUACUGAGCAUAGUAGUAGCACCGAACAUUCUGAGGAUGAAAUGAAUAAACCCUUAGAGGUAACUGUGAAUUCUGGGGGAGUUGUCUUCUUUGCAUUAUUCAACCAGCAGGGAGACGGUGAUUCUAUUUCUAAGGAAGCAGCAGCAGUCAUAAAAUUUUCAUCAUCAAGGAUGGCCACACAAUCUGAACGCCUUGGUUAUGAAUUUGCAAGGUGGUUAGGAGUCCGGACUCCACAGGCUAGAGUCAUUCAUAAUUGCAGUACAGAGUGGCACCAGAUUAAGGAGGCUGCAGAGAAAGCAAGACUUUCAGCAACUUCAGAAGGAGAUGAACUCGGUGAAGUUACAUGUUCAGAACUUCUGGAAGCUCUUGAACUUAGUCGAUGCCUUCUUUUGAUGAGAUAUAUUCACGGAUCUCCUUUAUUAGAAAGCUCAACUGCAUUUGAGUUGCGUGAAGCUGCAGAAAAAACUGCGGCAGCUCUUGGUAGGGUGUUGAUGUUGGACCUUGUCAUUAGAAAUGAGGAUAGAUUGCCUUGUCCGCAGCUCAGAUGGCGUGGAAAUUCAGCAAAUCUGUUGUUGGCUGAUAAAAUGAGCACUGCAAAUUUGAGGGAGUUGGAGGAUGUUUUUGACUCGACAAUUAACCGAUUCAGACCACAGUUGAUAAGGACUUUUCAGAAAGAGAGAAGGGCAACUUCAGUGGAUAGUAGAUGGAGCUCUCGUGAAACAGGCUUGGUGUCACAGGGUUCUGAUCUUUCUGAUGUCACAGAAUCUCCAAAAUCUAGUAAUAUAAGCCUAAGAAGUCAAACAUCAGAUGAAUCAGUGUUCUCUGAACUCCACAAGUUUCAUAUAGUGGCAAUUGACUCUGGUGUUCCUCGGCGACCGCCUGCUGGAAAACGUGCAAAUGACCAAGCAAAUUACCCUAAAUUGGUUGAGUUACUUCUCAAUUGUUCAGAUUACUCUUCUAAUUUGUUAUACGACUUAACAGGAGGGAAACUAGGAUCUCCGUUAGAAGACACCCCAAGAACAGAUGUACAGGCAACAGAAAUUAUUUCAGGAGUUCGGGAAUUUCGGAGUGGAUUUCGUGCAGCUCUUAGAGAUCUCCAGAGUUUCCAUAUUUUCCUUCUUACACUUCACCAAAAGCUAGAUAGCUUGUUACGAGCGUUUUUGAACCUCACAAAUAAAACUACUGGAGACUCUGACAAAGAGGAUAUUGUGAUUCCUGAGUCACCUUAUCAUGGAAUUGGAAAUUGUCCUUCUCCACCAACUCCAAGCAAGGAACGAUUCUCUAACGAUAAUCAUCCAGAUUUUAGUGAUUCAGAAUUGAGAACGGCACCAAAGUUAUCAUCUUCAGGAAGUAAAGAAACCUUAGAUUGUCGUUCUCCCAUGUCCAAGGAAAGCUGGUCAGGGAAGUAUUCCAAAGGGAAUGGAGAACCCCUUCUAAAUCUCCGUUUGACAUCAAAGCUCCGUGACAUCCAUAAAUGUGCCAAGGUUGAUACAGAAUCAAAUAAAGAGCUGGAACAAUGGAAUGAAAUGCUGAGAAACGAUUGCAUCAAACUCUGUCAAGAUAACAAUUUUAUUACGGGAUUUUUUGAAGGCAAUGAUAAUAAUUGUGUAGUUGAUGCUUAUGAGUUGAAGGUCAGACUAGAACAUAUUCUUGAGAGAAUAUCAUUGAUCUCUGAUGCUGCCAACACAGAGAAACCAUCAAAUAUCACAAAUGGUUUGUUUAUUGGUGGUGCCCUAGCUGCUAAAUCCAUUUAUACUUUACAGCAUGUUGGAAUCACUCAUAUAUUGUGUUUAUGUGCCAAUGAAAUUGGACAGUCAGAUUCUCAGUAUCCUGAUUUAUUCAACUACCGAAAUUUUUCUAUUUGCGACAGCGAAGAUUCAAAUAUCAGCGGUAUCUUUGAUGAAGCUUGUGAUUUCAUUGAUCAUGUGGAAUUAAAAGGCGGGAAAGUUCUAGUUCAUUGCUUUGAAGGGAAAAGUAGAAGUGCGACAUUGGUUCUUGCUUACUUGAUGCUCAGAAAGAACUACACUCUAUCAGAAGCAUGGAAUGCCCUAAGACGAGUUCACCGCAGAGCACAGCCAAAUGAUGGAUUUGCAAAAGCUUUGUUAGAUCUUGAUAAGAAAUUGCACGGGAAGGUGUCUAUGGAGUGGCAACAACGGAGGCCAACAAUGAAAGUUUGUCCGAUAUGUGGGAAGAAUGCUGGUUUGAGCAGUAGCUCGCUGAAGCUUCAUUUGCAGAAAUCACAUAAGAAGAUAUCGUCAGGCAGUGUGGAUAGUGCGAUGACUAUGGAAAUACAAAAAGCUUUGGAAGCUCUGAAACUGACUCGGAGUGGAAGUGUCAGCCCUACACAGACUCCAUUAGUUGUGGAUGACUAAUAAUAGUGCAACAAAGUCAUGAAGCAUCUCAUUUUCUGCUUCCCAGCCGUAUAGUAAAUUCACCAAGAUUGGCAUUGCAUCAAAUGUAUUGUGCUGCGAGCGAAGAUGCAAAUAUAUCCGUCAAAUGUCCGCCACUGGCGUGCUGAUUUGAAUAUGUGGUGUAGAAGUGAAGUACACUCUGAUUGAUGGCGAGUAUGGAAGAGUUUGGUGUUUGAAUUCGUAGCGGCCAUAUCAGCAAUUUUGGAAGAAAAACGUGCCAAAUUAAUUAUAAGGAUUUAAAUGACCGUAUUUCAUUUUCUAGUUACAAAAUUAAAGAAAAAUCCGUUGGUAAGAAGGUGAAAUCUGUGGGUGAAAAUUACCCCUAACCACCUGUAUUGCUAUAGAUAUCAUAAGAAUGACUGUUGUAACCAGUUUUAGCUCUUCACUGUUGUAUGUAGAAAAUUACAGUCUUCGACAACUGCUGUAACCAUUAUCGGUUCAUUACAAGGAUAAGAGCAGGGGCGGACCUAGGAAGGGCUUAUGGCGGGCAGUUGACUAUCUUAUUAUUUUGAAUCUUAGAAAAAAUAUAAAUAUAUAUGUUAGUAGUAUAGUUUUUAGACUUUAAAAUUUAUAGCACUGACCAUUUUAAAAAAUUUAUAUUAUCCUUUUUAUGAAGUUUUGAUGUAAUCUUGCCCA